GUGAGAGGCCGUGGAAGCUUUGUUAGCCGUUUAAUAGUAGAUUCCCACACUACGUUGCUGUAUCGUUCGCUUAGAAAGGCUGCGUUUGUAACGGUCCCCAAAACGAAGGUGACACGUCUGCUUGAGGACUAGAGGAACAUGCCGAACGAACGUAGCACAGGGGUGGAGAUGGAACCCCUGACCACCACGGAAACUACCACUACUCCAGAGGGGGGCGAUGGUGCCAGCGAAAAAAGUUCGGAACACGAGAACCCCACAGACGGAGGGGAAUGGCUUCUCCCAUCUGCAGCUUUGUUGGGUCGUGUGAUCAGUAACGUGAACACAUACGCGACGCUGAAGACGGUGGUGCAGGGACUGAUGGACACGGCGCUGUUCACCAGUAACGCCUCACAGAUGGCAAACCUGCUCAAGGGCAGGGAGACGGACCCUUUCACGCACCUAGAGGUGGCGCGUGUGACACUGCUGUCCUUCUCCAUGGUGUUCCAAGUGGUCAUCUUCUCCCUCCUGGUUGUCCAGGGAGCAACAAACAUCGAGAAGUUGGAGGAGGACAAGGAGAAGAGGAAGAAACAGGAGGACAUGCUGAAGGCAACAAACAUCGCUGCCAUUGUGUUCUCUAUGUUGGUUGUUCUGAUCAACAUAUUUGUGACAAAGUUGGAAUAAGUUGAAUUUUAUGGACAGAAAAAAUACAUUCUCACAAGGGGAAAAUAUACUGUAGGCUACUUUUCAAGGUAAAUAAGUAAAAUAUUUUGAGCAUCUCCACUUUUUAUGUGACUUUUACACUAGUGUGACUUGAUUUUCUAGAUACGAAUCAUGUGAAAAGUUUUAAGGUAAAAUCUAUUUUCAAUAUUUCUAAUAUUUAUUUUUUGAAUACAUGUACAAAGUUUUCCGUGUUGGUUGUUCUGAUCAACAUAUUUGUCACAAAGUUGGAAUAAGUCAUAUUCUAAGGACAGAAGGAAUAACAUUUUUGUAAGGGAAAAAUAUACUGUAGGCUACUUUUUAUGAAUAAGUUAAGUAUUUUGAGCAUUACAAUUUUUAUGUGACCUUCACACUAGCGUGACUCAAAUUUCUAGAUAUGAAUCAUGUGAAAAACAUUUUAGGUGCAUUUUUUUAUUCUCUUUUUUCUGAAUAUGGAGUAUUGACUAUUUCUUUGUAGUUGUGUCAGCCCAUUUCCUUGUCUCCAAAUGACCAAGCCAGAUUUAUAUACCCAUUUGUUGCAAGCCUUUUCUUAAGAAUAUUCCUGUUCAAUGUCUUGAUGGCAUGCUUGUAUCCGCUGUCCUUCCACAUAUUAGUUUCCUAUGUACACAAAACCAUAAACUGUAUACAAGUAAUGUCUAUGCACAAAAAGUACAUUAAAAAACGUGGAAGAUAAACUAUUAUCAUGUCUUGUAAAAUUUCUGUGUAUUCUCUUAUUAAAUCUACUUUAUACUAA
Molecule: messenger RNA, 1429 nt
Organism: Branchiostoma floridae (Florida lancelet)
Lineage: Eukaryota; Metazoa; Chordata; Leptocardii; Amphioxiformes; Branchiostomatidae
Product: ninjurin-2-like
Exons: 5
Coding region: 139-660 (173 amino acids)
Biological process (GO): tissue regeneration; cell adhesion
Cellular component (GO): membrane
Source: RefSeq, a predicted model, not a curated record